Molecule: messenger RNA, 1560 nt
Organism: Prorocentrum cordatum
Lineage: Eukaryota; Dinophyceae; Prorocentrales; Prorocentraceae
Source: the annotation of a GenBank genome assembly
GCCUCAUUCUACUGCUUCGGCUGGACUGCGAGCUUGAACGGAGCGUGCAUCUCGGAGGGCAUCCUAGUGGCGGUCAUCCUCGCUCUCGGUGCGGCGUUGCUCUUCAUCUCAGGGUGUUGCUGCGGAGUGGUGUCCACCGCUUUCUUCCAGAUCAUCUGGCUUCAGUUGCCUGGUUUCUUCGAGAGGAGGACGGCUCGGCGUGCUGCUCACGAGGUGGGAGAUUCGGCGACUGACUGGAUCAUCGCCACCCCCGACAGCGAUGUGUACAUGGAGGACUUCAGCCGCCACAACGAGGACAUCGAGGGCUUCCGCCUGUCCGACCGCCGUGGCGGGGGCCCCCGCGGCAUCGACCCGCAGGACGUCUACCGGUUCCGCCAGGAGCCAGAGGGGGCCCAUCUGCAGGGCCUUCGGGAGGAGGCCAGGCUGUUGGCGCGCUCCGAGGCUGCUCGCGGCGGAGGCGCCCCCGCGGGCAAUGCCGACCUAUGGCGUGCUAUCGAGGAGGCGCCAGGCAUCCAGACGGGCAGCGUCGUGCGCCUCAAUGAGGAUGCAGUCAUCAGCGGCGACAGGGCGAUCCACUUCUACGUGCAUGACGGCGUGGAAAAGAUGGUUUUCUGCGUCAGAUGCCCAGCUGCUGAUCUGGCCGACGCGAAGAGGAAGUUCCGCAUCGAGACGGACGACGACGGUGACGCGCGGACCCUGCCCAUCAAGAGCGUGGCGGGCCAGCGCAAGCGGGACUUCAGCGACGCGGUCGAGAAGAUGGAGCUCGUGAGUUUCUCGGACUGGGAGACGCACAUCCCAGGCCCGAGGACUACGCGCUGGUGCCUGGACUUCUUACGAAGGAGGAACGGGCCCCUGGCGCAUCACGAGUGGUGGAAGUCCACGGCCAAGCUGAACAGCGACAACUACGGCGUCUCGUUCCACGAGGCGGCGCUGCGCGCCGUGCAGACAGGCGCGGAGUACGAUCAGCUUGAUCUGGUCAACUUGGCAUCGAUGGAGCACUUGCUGCGCUCGGCCCAGCUGAUCGAGUAUUAUCAUCGAGAGCAUACUCGACAGGAGGGUGCGACCAGUUCCAAGUCGGGAGUGGACAUGGAGGAGCAGACGGUCAUGCUGGGAGUCCACCAGAGCCAGGGCAACAACCUCAUGAUCGCCCCUGAGCUGAUCACAUACACGUCGAAGGAGCUGGAGCGGCGGCUGACUCUGCUCUUGGGCCUCCGCAGCUUCGAGGAUGCCGGGCUGUCCAGCGACGCUUCAGGAGGAGGGGGCACGUCGGUGAGAAGGUCGCUGCCCUGGGUCGUGCACUCGCGGAGCUCGAGCGAGGCGAUGGCCUUCCUGAGCCGGCUGAGGGCCAGGUAUUUCACCAUGGAGCCCCUCAGUGCCAAGGACUUGCAGAUCUCGGAGGUGUCUGGGGUCCCAGUGGAUCCUGCUGCUCGCGUUUACCCGCGGUUCAGGGCUCUACCUAUGGGGUGGUCGCACGCUGUCAAUGUCUGUCAGUAUGUUGUCACUUCUUUGAUCCAGGAGGCGAUCCCAGAUAAGCACCACUUCCUGAUCACGGAUCGGGAG